AUGUUCUUCCUUCUCAUCAACACCAUCUUGAUGACCAUAGGGGUACACUAUGGCUUGGGCCAGAAUCUAACGGAUAUUUUGCGAGAUGACCCCGACCAUCUACCACUCUCACUACUCUACGAAGCUGCUAGCCAAACGUUUGCGAUAAUAGCCAUGAGUAUCGCAAAGUGGUCUUUGGGCCUCUUUCUAUUACGACUCGUCAAGGAGAAAUGGCACAAGAUUGCUAUCUGGUGCAUGAUGGCUUGUCUCAUGUCAGCUUCCAUUUCAGUGUGUUUUGUCUAUUGGCUUCAGUGCACUCCACCGCAAUACCUUUGGAACCGCAAGAUACCAGGUCGUUGUCAUAUAGAUACGGCUCCUGCAUCUAUGCUACUUUGUGUCCUGUGUGUUGUGGCCGACUUCUUCUUUGCUGGUUUCCCUUGGCUGUUUAUCCUCGGCUUACAGAUGAAGAUGAAAGAGAAGAUGGUGAUUCUCUUGAGUCUCAGCCUGGGCGUUAUUGCCGGAGCAUUUGGAAUUAAGCGCACACUCGAGGUUCCCAAGCUUAAAAAGGAUCCGAUGGGAUUGAUUGUCUGGUCAGCCGCUGAGCUCACUGUAACAAUGAUUUGCAUUGCCAUUCCUGUCUGCCGGCCUCUAUACAAGAAAUGUUUUACGAAAUGGACUUCUCGAGGAUCCAGCAACUACCCUAACUCCGGGGCGUCAUAUCCUCUGCAGACGAUAGGCGGAGGUGUACAUCCAGCUAAGAGGGUAGACAGGAACGGUAGCGGCAGUACGGCGGGUACUCACGAACAUAUCGAAGACCACGAGCGAAAGAUUGGCAUGAAUGGUCCGUUCACAAGAACGAGGGUUUAUCCUAAAAGCGAUGCAAGACGUCUUGGAGACGACCAGAGUGAAGAGGAGAUUCUUGGGCCAGAGUUUCGGAGAAGUCAGAUUAUGGAUCUCGAGGCACAAAAUGGCGAGACUAGGUUGACGCACCAUACUACCAAUUCUGAGAGAAGUAUAUAG
Fusarium poae is the source of this 999-nucleotide messenger RNA. RefSeq lists its product as uncharacterized. Lineage: Eukaryota; Fungi; Ascomycota; Sordariomycetes; Hypocreales; Nectriaceae. The record is from RefSeq and is a predicted model, not a curated record. The transcript has 5 exons. Bases 1 to 999 code for a protein of 332 amino acids.